CAUACCUAUAUAUGCCGCUCGUCCCCUGCCACAUCUCAUCGAUCGCACACGACCCGCUUCCCUGUUUCCACCAGCAGCUCCGAUCUGAUGGCCACCUGCAACAAGCGGCCCGCCGCCGUCGACCGCCCGGGAGCGACCACCUGCCGCAAGAGGAGGCGCGUCGUCGGAACCACCGCGGACUACGACACGGAGACGCGCCUCGGCGAGGGCAUGUACGGCGUCGUCGUCAAGGCGCGCCACCGCGCCACCGGCCAGGCCGUGGCCAUCAAGUCCCUCUGCAACCCCUUCAACGAGCACGAGCCAGCCGACGCCCGCGAGCUGCUGCGCGAGGCUCGCUUCCUGGAGGCGUGCGGCGGCCACCCCAACAUCGUCGGCUUCCGCGGCGUCGUGCGCGACUACGUCACCGACGAGCUCUGCCUCGUCAUGGAGCACGUCCAAGGGAAGAGCCUCCACCGCCUCCUGCGCGAGAGCCGCGGCGGGCUCCCGGAGGCCACGGCGCGGGCCUUCAUGUGGCAGCUUCUCGCGGCGGCCAGAAAGAUGCACGGCUGCCACGUCGUCCACCGCGACCUCAAGCCGGCAAACAUUAUCGUCGGAGAAGAAGAAGGGAUCCUCAAGAUCUGCGACUUCGGGGCCGCCCUGUCCCUGUCGGAGGCGCCGCCGUACGAGAACGCCGGCACGGGGUGGUACCGGGCGCCCGAGAUGCUCCUCGGAUUCUGCAUCCACGACGCGCUCGUCGAUACGUGGUCGCUCGGCUGCGUGAUGGCGGAGAUCCUCAGCGGCGAGAGGCUUUUCCAGGCCGACGGAUCCGUCUCGCUGCUCAGGAGGAUCUUCGAAGUGGUCGGCGCGCCAGACGACGCAACGUGGCCGGGGUUCACUUCCCGGGAGUUCGCGCCCGAGGUGCAGCAAGUGCUAACCGGCCAACGGAGCACGUUGCGAGACAUCUUCCCGGAGGAGAAGCUGUCCAAGGAGGGCUUUGAUCUCCUGAGCGGCCUUCUUACCUGCAACCCCGACAAGCGCUUCACGGCGGCCGCCGCGCUCAAGCUGCCAUGGUUCGCCUCCGUUGCCGCAAACGCUCAGCCUCUUCUUCUUCCUGCUGCUGCUGCUGCUACGACGGCCGUGUCCAUAAAGGAGGAGGAAGUGGAGACCGCUCCAUCGACGCUGCGCAGAAAGAGGGUCACCGCAAAGAAAUCCAUGUUGCCCGUAAAGAAGAAGACGCAGCUCAUCGUUCCACCGGCGACAUGAUCGAAGACGGCCACUCCAGGCACCUGGAGUAGUUUUCCUUUCGAUAAAGAAGUACCUGGCAUAGUUGUGGUUGAAUCCAACUGAUUGUACUGUAGAGUAGAUGUAGAUGUAGUGCUAUAUGCAUGGAUCCAAUUAGACCGAAUCAGUUAGAGCUGAUUUGUAGGGAUUGAGGAGAUCCUGAGUUUUAGGAAAGGAUCGUACCAAUCUGUUUCUUUCUUGCCUUGUACGCUUGUAACACAUUGUACCCCUUGAGUAUAUAA
Molecule: messenger RNA, 1502 nt
Organism: Lolium perenne
Lineage: Eukaryota; Viridiplantae; Streptophyta; Magnoliopsida; Poales; Poaceae
Product: putative cyclin-dependent kinase F-2
Biological process (GO): protein phosphorylation
Molecular function (GO): ATP binding; protein kinase activity
Source: RefSeq, a predicted model, not a curated record